Molecule: messenger RNA, 1308 nt
Organism: Salvelinus namaycush (lake trout)
Lineage: Eukaryota; Metazoa; Chordata; Actinopteri; Salmoniformes; Salmonidae
Product: sterile alpha motif domain-containing protein 14-like
Exons: 9
Coding region: 1-1308 (435 amino acids)
Biological process (GO): actin filament organization; neuron projection development; calcium-mediated signaling
Cellular component (GO): dendrite; cytoplasm; actin cytoskeleton
Molecular function (GO): actin filament binding
Source: RefSeq, a predicted model, not a curated record
AUGUCUGCCACACAGCUGGAGGAGACAGAAAAUAUUUUUGACCUGAACGAGGCCAUCCCAGAGACAGAGCUGCUGGACAACAGCAUACAGAAGGGGCGUGCACAGCUGUCCGUCAAAGCCAGGAGGCACCGCCCCUCUCGCUCUCGCUUCCGAGACAGCGUCAGCUCCACGGAGGGAGAUGACAGUCUGGAGAGGAAGUGUUUGGACAGCCCUCUGCACUCCGUCCGUUCCCCCCUCCACUCCACCCUGCGAGGAGGCUCCUCCCCUUCGCCUGAUUCGCUCCUCUCCUCGUCCUCCCCUUGUCCCACCUUACGGAGCCCCGUCUUCUCCUUCGACACCUCCUCCUUACGGCGCUCCCCGGAGGAGGGCGGGACCGGGUCGCCUGCCCCUCGGGGGCGGUACCGCCAGCUGACAAAUGCCACGUCUCAGGAGGCCCUGGUGACCACGCCCAACAGCUCUCCCUCCAAGUCGUGUCCCAGUUCGGACUGCUCGCCUGUUUACAUUCGACGGGCACGAUGCCCAGACAGUGAGGUGUUAGUUUCAGAAGACAGUCGAGACACCAGCCCGGCCGACCCCGGCAACAACAGCCUUAUCUUCGACAAGAAGACCAAGAGGAGAUUCUUGGACCUGGGGGUCACGUUGAGACGCUCCUAUGUGAGAGUCAGAAAAGACAAGUCAAACAGACUGUCAAUGGGAAGCCGGGAGCCAUCUGAGAGCCCGUCCAGGUCCUCUGGCUCUUUCGUGCCUUUCUCCUGGUUCACUGACAGCACCAGGGGCUCCGUGUCAUCCGGGGCAACUCCGCCCUGCUCCCCCAAACUGGUCUCACAGGACUGCAGCCCCCGCAAGUCCAACUCCCAGGAGUCUGCCCUGAGUGAUGAGUUCUCACCGCCCCCCUGUAGUCCCCCCCACGCCUCCAGUGGGACCACAGCCGACUCGUCCUCCCGCUCUUCACAACGCUACCAGACCCUCUCCCAGUCCUCAGACGAGCCUAUAGACGAGCCGCUGUGCCUAGUGUCGUCGUGGAGCACCCAGCAGGUGUGCCAGUGGCUGAAGGGGUUGAACAUGGAGCAAUACAUCCCAGAGUUCACUGCCAGGGACAUCGACGGGGAGCAGCUCCUCCUGAUGGACGGCACCAAGCUCAAGGGUUUGGGAGUGAACAGUUCCACGGACCGCAGUGCACUGAAAAGGCGGAUCAAAGACAUUCACGCAGCAGCGGAAAAGGAGCGCAAGGCCCUGGACAAACUGGAACGCCAGAAAGAGAAACAGCGCAAAAAGGACCAGGAGCUACGCAAGCUAAACACAAGCUAG